Anisakis simplex (herring worm) is the source of this 816-nucleotide messenger RNA. The record is from the annotation of a GenBank genome assembly. Lineage: Eukaryota; Metazoa; Nematoda; Chromadorea; Rhabditida; Anisakidae.
GUGAAUAAACCUGAAAGUUUUCAGACUGAUUCACGUUUAUUCUUCGUAAUCGAGUUUGUUCCUGGUGGCGAUUUAAUGUUUCAUAUGCAAAGACAGCGAAAACUGCCCGAAGAUCAUGCAAGAUUCUAUUCGGCCGAAAUAAUAAUAGCAUUGCACUUCCUGCAUUCGCGCGGUAUCAUCUAUCGUGAUUUGAAAUUAGAUAACGUAUUGAUCGACGCCGAAGGUCAUGUGAAGUUAACUGAUUAUGGAAUGUGCAAGGAAAAUAUAGGACCUGGUGAUGUGACUAGUACAUUUUGUGGUACACCGAAUUAUAUUGCACCGGAGAUUUUAAGAGGGGAAGACUACGGAUUCAGUGUGGAUUGGUGGGCACUUGGCGUGUUGAUGUAUGAAAUGAUGGCCGGUAGAUCGCCGUUUGACGUGGUCGGUAUGGCUGGAGAUGCCGAGCAGAACACUGAGGAUUAUCUCUUCCAAAUAAUCCUCGAAAAACAAAUCCGUAUACCAAGAUCUUUAUCAGUGAAGGCCGCCACCAUAUUGAAAGGCUUCCUGAAUAAGGAUCCAAGUGAACGGUUAGGUUGUAAUGAAGAUAUCUAUGAGGCACUCGAUGAAAUGAAGGCGCAUACAUUCUUCCGCAAUAGUAUCGAUUGGGAAUCGCUGGAGGCACGUCAAGUUGCUCCACCGUACAAUCCUUCGAUAGAAAAUGAUCGUGAUUUNCUGACUCCGGAUGAUCCAGCCGUGAUUGAACGUAUCGAUCAAAGUGAGUUCGAAGGAUUCGAAUACAUCAAUCCCUUAUUAAUGUCAAAAGAAGAUAGUGUUUAA